Molecule: messenger RNA, 2938 nt
Organism: Melopsittacus undulatus (budgerigar)
Lineage: Eukaryota; Metazoa; Chordata; Aves; Psittaciformes; Psittaculidae
Gene: IRX5
Product: iroquois homeobox 5
Exons: 4
Coding region: 182-1597 (471 amino acids)
Biological process (GO): cell development; regulation of transcription by RNA polymerase II; neuron differentiation
Cellular component (GO): nucleus
Molecular function (GO): RNA polymerase II cis-regulatory region sequence-specific DNA binding; DNA-binding transcription factor activity, RNA polymerase II-specific
Source: RefSeq, a predicted model, not a curated record
GCGGUGCCGGGCUGCAGGCGAGCGCGGAGCGGCAGCCCCGGCGCAGAGCAAGGUGCCGCCGCUGCCCAGCUGUCGAGGGCGGAGAGGAGCCGGCGAAAUCCCGGUCACAGCGGCUUCAACCCGGCAGCGCGGCGGCUCCCUCCCGGCGCUUGGGCUCCCGGGUGUAUGUGUGCGCCUGGCCAUGUCGUAUCCUCAGGGUUACUUGUACCAGCCGUCAGCGUCCUUGGCUCUCUACUCCUGCCCGGCGUACAGCACCAGCGUGAUCUCCGGACCCAGGACCGAUGAACUUGGGAGAUCUUCUUCGGGCUCCGCUUUUUCCCCUUAUGCCGGAUCUACCGCCUUUACAGCCCCUUCCCCGGGUUACAACUCCCACCUCCAGUACGGCACCGACCCGGCCGCCGCUGCCGCCGCCGCCUUCACUUCCUACGUGGGCUCGCCCUACGACCACACGCCGGGCAUGGCCGGCUCCCUGGGGUACCAUCCGUACGCGGCGCCCCUUGGCUCCUACCCUUACGGGGAUCCCGCGUAUCGCAAGAACGCGACGCGGGACGCCACGGCCACCCUCAAGGCCUGGCUCAACGAGCACCGGAAAAACCCCUACCCCACCAAGGGCGAGAAGAUCAUGCUGGCCAUCAUCACCAAAAUGACCCUCACCCAGGUCUCCACCUGGUUCGCCAACGCACGGCGGCGGCUCAAAAAAGAGAACAAAAUGACCUGGACCCCACGGAACCGCAGCGAGGACGAGGAGGAAGAGGAGAAUAUCGACCUGGAGAAGAACGACGAGGACGAGCCCCAGAAACUAGAGGACAAGGGGGACCCAGGGACGCCAGACACAGGAGCGGCAGAUCCCAAAGCAGCGCCGGGCUGCGAGCGCCUCCAGGAGUCCCCCGGCCCUCGGGAGGCCGAGGGCGGCCUCAGCGACUCAGAUUGCAAAGAGCCGGCGGAGGAGCGGCUCGACGGGCCUCCCGCCCCCUCCAAGGCGCCCGGUGCUUCACCACUCGGGCCGUGCCCGGUGAGUCGCGGGCCGCCACCGGCGGGCGGAGAGGAGCCCCCGCCGUACCGCCCACCCUCCGCCGCCGCCGGCCCGCCGCACGCAGCUGACCUCCACCCGCUACUGCCCGCCGCCGCCGGCGCCUCCGUCAUCCACUCGCCUCAGCAGGCGGCUCUCGCCAAGCCCAAGCUCUGGUCCCUGGCCGAGAUCGCCACCUCGGUGGACAAGGCGAAGGAGAAUGGUGGUGAGCCGGUUCCCCCCGGCCCCGCCGUGCUGUGCGGCGGCGGCCCCUCGCGCUCUCCGCCGCGGCCGCGCUCGCCGGCUGCGCAGUGCCCGUUCCCCAACGGGGCGGUCCUGCCGCGGCCGCUCUACUACACGGCUCCCUUCUACCCCGGUUACACGAACUACGGCUCCUUCGGGACCCUGCACGGGCACCCUGCCGGCGGCCCCGCCGCUGCUGCCCCCGGCGCCCAUUUCAAUGGAUUAAACCAGACUGUCCUCAGCAGAGCCGAGAGCCUAGCUAAAGACACUAAAAUGAUCAGGAGCCAGUCCCAGGUAGACCUUUGCAAAGACUCACCUUACGAACUGAAGAAAGCGGGCAGAUAGGUGCAUGGUUGCGGCAAUCCCGCAAGCUGUAAAGAGUCGCGGGGAUCCAUUUAGGACCUUACAGUAGCACCUGAGCCUUUUUCAAAGGGACUGACGCUUUCUAAGAGGAAAACGGGGAGCAGCGGCACCGGGACGGGAGGGACGCCGUUUCCGGAGACGAAGGCUUCAAUCGAGCCAUGCACAAAGGCACUUGUUAGAAACAUCAACUCGAAGCGCAGUCCCGUCUUUUAACCUAAUUACUUCCAAUCAGUGUCGCGUUUUAUGCAAAGCAAUCAGCUGGUGAACUUUGCUAAUGAGUUCGAUUUUCUGCCAGAUUUAGCCCGCAUCGCUGCUGCCGAGGUGCGGUGGCCGGGGACGGGGAUUGCACGGGCAAAGGCCCUCGGUGCGGCGGGGACACCCUGGCCCCGGCCACUUCACCCCCUCCCUGCCACCCGCCGUUUUGCACCGUUGCUCCCAGCCCACGGGACGGCGCGGCCCGGGAUGUCAUCCGCGGCCGCGCAGCCCUGGCCGCGGGCGCGGUGCUUCUCGGCGCUGGCAGGUAGGUGUCACACUCGGCCCGAGUUUGACUCCCGUCGCCCGCUCGCAGGUGCGGGAGCCCCUGGGAGCCUCCACUCUCGGCGCAGAGCCCGCGGCGGGUAGCGGACGGCGGUAGCCGCCGGGGAGGGGGACGGGCCACCGGGGCGCUCCCGGCUGCCAGACGUGCCCUGUGCGCGGGGACAGGCAGCGCCCCGGGCGCCCUUCCCCCGAUUCCGCAGUUCCCCAGCCUGACUGGGGCAGAGAGGGGCCCCGAGGGAGCAUUGGACUGCCCAGCGCGAACCUCAACUACAGAUUCGGUCCCGGUGGCGCGGCGAUCGAGCAGCCCGGGCCCCCCCGAACAAAUAACGACGUGAAACUGCUCCAGCACCCAACUUUGGGACGGGACUUUCCUCGUUCAAAUCGGAUUUUGUGGGUGCCGGUUGUACUCGAGCGCAUCGCCGCCGUGAAGGUGAUGAGGACAUGGUCGGGACCGCCGGGGAUGGUGUCGUCACCCCUCAUUUUGUUUGUUUGGUUUUUUUUUCUUUACGAGACAGAUAAUUAUUUUGUAAUCUCUUCAACUUUGUCAGAGCCAUUUAUUAGCUGUAACGGGUUUAUUCAUGCAUAAUUACAUUUUAGGGGAUCUUAAAUAGUAGUUUGUAUUUUAUGUUUUAAAGAUGAAGUUCGUGUUCACUUCGUUAUACGAUCUUUGUAGGCAAUAUGGUUUAAAAUCAAAAUUGUUUCAAGCUGAAUGUGUAAAGAAUCAAAUAUUACUGGGGAUAAUAGUAUGUUAUUUUGUCACUUUAUAAAUUAUAAAUGAAUUUUAAA